Molecule: messenger RNA, 879 nt
Organism: Meriones unguiculatus (Mongolian gerbil)
Lineage: Eukaryota; Metazoa; Chordata; Mammalia; Rodentia; Muridae
Gene: Smagp
Product: small cell adhesion glycoprotein
Exons: 4
Coding region: 168-461 (97 amino acids)
Source: RefSeq, a predicted model, not a curated record
CGCCGCCCGUCGGACCGGAAAGGUGAGCGCGCGGCCGGGAGCCGGGGAGAGCCGCCCGGGAGCCGCCCGCAGCCGGGGAGCCGAGCGCGGCCGCGGGGACCCUCGACGGCCGGGGCGCGCGGGCCCCGGGAGCCAGACCCGACCCUAGAGACUCGGGCCCCAGCAGCAUGGCCAACCUGCCGGCUACGCCCUCUCCUGCAGAAUUGAUGACCACGCCAGCUUUUCAUGCCCCUGAGACCCUGUCCCCACAAGCUGAAGAGGCCAGCACAGCGCUCAUUGCAGUUGUCAUCACCGUGGUGUUCCUCACCCUGCUCUCAGUGGUGACCCUGAUCUUCUUCUACCUGUACAAGAACAAAGGCAGCUACGUCACCUACGAGCCUGCAGAAGGGGAGCCCAGCGCCGUCCUCCAGAUGGAGAGUGACUCAGCCAAGGGCAGGGAGAAGGAGGAGUACUUCAUCUAGUCCCCAGCACUAAUGCUGCAGUUAGGGAACAUCCGCCCUGAAGCCAUGAGUGGCGUUGAGUGACAUGGGCAAAUCCGCUUGCCUCCCAGGACACGGCCCCCAAUACCAGCAUCACCAACUCCAGGGUCCAGGGACAUGAACAGUAGAGCUGGGCCUUGGUAAGGACAGUGCUCACAGCCAGCCAACAAAGUGGGGCCAUGCUUGUGUUGGAAGGGGCAGAUGUGAGGGAGACCACAGGCUGGCCCACCUCGUCCCCUCCCUGGUUGCCCAGUGAGAGCCUCAAGUGUAGCUAUCCGUGGCUUCCUGGAGGCUGGGUGCCACAGGAAGGCGACUAUACCUCCUCUGUUUGCUGAGCCCUGCCAUUCCCCAACACCCUCGAACUUACCGUUCUUAUCCAGAUUAAACAUUAUGAAAGUCA